Molecule: messenger RNA, 1605 nt
Organism: Uloborus diversus
Lineage: Eukaryota; Metazoa; Arthropoda; Arachnida; Araneae; Uloboridae
Exons: 8
Coding region: 18-1430 (470 amino acids)
Source: RefSeq, a predicted model, not a curated record
UUCUAGGUAUUACCACCAUGACUUCGGCAAUAAUCCCGUUUAUGUUAUCUAUGCUACUAGGCCGGACUAUAGAUCUCAGGACAUAUUCCACUGGAGGAAAUAUUUACGAUGACGCAGAUUAUGUAGAGAAUCCUAUCAACAGAAUUUCUACAUCCUACGCAGUUCUUCAAUCAAAUACUUAUCCUUACACGUACUUGGGACUUCCAGUGGACCUUGUGCUGAGACUUAAGGCUAACUUCAUCUAUUCUAGCUCUGGAGCCCUUGGAUUGGAAGGUUUGUUGAAGGAUACCGCGUGGAAAGCCAACAGUGCCAUUGUAGCAGUGGUCACUACAUCCACAACGGUUCAACGAACUCUGAAAGGCGACGCCAAACUACUUCCAAGUUGGCAGGAAAAGAUUCCAAAAUCCAUGACCCAUUAUGUAAACAGCAUGAUCUAUGGAGGGUGGAGUAUCACUCUUUUCCGAUUCAAGUGCAAAAUACAAGGGGAUGUUCCACCUGUUCGGGACACCAUCACUUCCAUUUUAGGAGUCCGUGGGGAUUUCAGCAACAAAACUGUUGGUUUGUUCCAUACGGCCCUGGAAGCAAUUCAUAACAACCCCGAAGUUCGAGGCAAAGUGACAAUCCAGGCCCGAACAUAUUCAAAUCAUCCUUCAAAAUCAGUCAUCGAUAUGCCAAACGAUUUGCAAAAUUUCAUCGCGAAGUUUCCAGAAGAAGUUGGCCAACAAGGAAAACCCCUCUACAUGGAGGUACUGCCGCUCAAGGAACUGGACAGCAAGUACACUGAUGUCAAAGAAAGUCAUAAAUUAGAUGCAAAGCUAGAGGAGGUGGAUGAACUGUACGACGAUGUGAGAAGCACCAAGUUUCUGAUGACUGUUUGGCUUUCGGAAACUUUGACUGUCCUCACCGAAGAACAAGAAGCAAAAUUGACCGCACUGUUUGCUCAUUUGAAUGCAUGCAUUAAAGCUUUUCAUGUUGUCGCCGAAUCAGCAAGUGUUUACAGUGAAAUGAGUGAAAAAGCCAUCGAAUCAGCUCUGCAGCUCUACAUUAAAGGCCUGGAGGUCGGAGCACUGUCCUACGAGCAAGUUUUCCGUCGAUAUAAGGAAGAACUUGAUGUCCAGUGCGAAGAAACUUUCCUGCCUAAAGUUAAUGGUCUCUUGAAAGUGCUGGACAACGAAAGUUUGACGCUGGGGAAAGUCGAGGACGGACUGGAAGAGUGCCAAGCCAAAUGUAUCGCUGAACCGAAAUGCAGAGCCAUCGGUUACGCCGAUUACAUGGCUACUUUGGAAUUAGUGGAUGGGAAUGUUGGAAAAUACGUCAUUGUCAAGAAGGAAAAACUGUGCUGGAUCUACUUCAGAAGUACUAGCACAGCUGCAGUUACUUCUCCAAAAGGAAUCUCUAAGGUUGGAGUUUACGACAGGCAGUGUUAUUGAUUCUUGUUUGAAUGAAACUUAAAUACCAAAUCAUAUUUAUUUUAUAAGUCGAGAAAAUACUGUUAAUGUUGAGUUAAAAUGCUGUCUUUUACUGACUGAAAAGUUCCAUAAAUUUGACCAACAAAGAUUUCAUGGUCAAUUUGUUUUAACUUGUUUAUGACUCAAUACUUUUUGU